This is a messenger RNA of Gopherus flavomarginatus (Mexican gopher tortoise), 6244 nucleotides long. RefSeq names its product kelch like family member 31 (gene KLHL31). The coding region runs from base 229 to 2133 and encodes 634 amino acids. Gene Ontology annotation, biological process: negative regulation of protein phosphorylation. The transcript is spliced from 4 exons. The record is from RefSeq and is a predicted model, not a curated record. Lineage: Eukaryota; Metazoa; Chordata; Testudines; Testudinidae. Gene Ontology annotation, molecular function: protein binding. Gene Ontology annotation, cellular component: nucleus; cytoplasm.
CUAAGCACAAGCUUCAGAUCUAUGCUUUCAAGUCAUAGAAAGUUUGGGAGUAUUUGCGCUAUCCUUUUAGUCAUGCCCAUCUCUACAAGCAACAGAUUACAAGAGGAUUUUGCCAGGAAUGUGCAUAGAUCAUGAGGAACGGACAUUCCUACUGACACCUGGUUGGACAGCUGUAGACAGUGCAUUGCUGAGGAAGCAAGCUCUUGGCUGUGAUAUUCUAUUGCAGUCAUGGCUCCUAAAAAGAAGACUGUCAAAAAGAACAAAGGCGAUAUCAAUGAGAUGACUAUAAUUGUGGAGGAUGGCCCCCUAAGUAAACUAAAUGGCUUGAAUGGCUUCUUAGACGGAGGGAAUGGCUUCAGCUGCAUCUCAGCUGAGGUUUCUGAUUCUUCGUAUAGCCCAAAUCUCUUGGAAGGGCUAAGCAGAAUGAGGCAGGAAAAUUUUCUUUGUGACUUGAUUAUUGGUACCAAAACCAAAUCCUUCAAUGUUCACAAGGUGGUGAUGGCUUCAUGCAGUGACUACUUUCAUAACAUCUUAAAGAAAGACCCAUCUACUCAAAGAGUGGAUCUCCAUGAUGUAUCUCCAUUGGGUCUAGCCACCGUUAUCACCUAUGCUUACACUGGAAAGCUAACUCUUUCACUCUACACAAUAGGUAGUAUCAUUUCCACAGCAGUCUAUCUUCAGAUUCACACCCUUGUAAAAAUGUGCUCUGAUUUUUUGAUGCAAGAAAUCAAUGUUGAGAACUGUAUGUAUAUUGCCAAUAUUGCAGAGACAUAUGGACUGAAAAACACCAAGGAAGCAGCACAGAAAUUUAUUAGAGACAACUUCAUUGAGUUUUCAGAAACAGAUCAGUUCUUAAAACUUACUUUUGAUCAAAUCAAUGAACUCCUUGCAGAUGACGACUUGCAGUUGCCUUCUGAAAUUGCUGCAUUCCAGAUAGCAAUAAAAUGGCUGGAAUUUGACCAAAAAAGAGCAAAGUAUGCUGCUGAUCUCUUGGGCAACAUUCGUUUUGGUACAAUCUCUGCUCAAGACUUGGUCAAUUAUGUUCAAACUGUACCAAGAAUGAUGCAAGACACAGACUGCCACCGACUUCUAGUGGAUGCCAUGAACUACCAUUUGCUUCCAUAUAAUCAGAAUACACUGCAGUCUAGAAGAACAAGGAUUCGUGGAGGUUUCAAAGUCCUAGUUACUGUUGGAGGACGCCCAGCAUUAACAGAAAAGUCCCUUAGCAGAGACAUCUUAUACAGAGAUCCUGAUAAUGGAUGGAAGAAGCUUACUGAAAUGCCUGCUAAAAGUUUUAAUCAGUGUGUGACUAUGAUGGAUGGAUUUCUCUAUGUGGCUGGUGGUGAAGACCAGAACGAUGCCAGGAACCAGGCCAAGCAUGCUGUCAGCAAUUUCUGCAGAUAUGAUCCUCGUUUCAACACAUGGAUUCACCUGGCCAACAUGAAUCAGAAGCGCACCCAUUUUAGCCUGAAUGUAUUCAAUGGCCUCCUUUUUGCAGUGGGUGGUCGCAACUCUGAAGGGUGUCUAUCCUCAGUUGAAUGCUAUGUGCCUGCAGUUAAUCAGUGGCAAAUGAAGGCACCGCUGGAGGUAGCCAGGUGCUGCCAUGCUAGUGCAGUCAUAGAUGGUAGAAUCCUGGUCACAGGAGGUUACAUAAAUAAUGCUUACUCCCGCUCUGUGUGUAUGUAUGACCCCAGCAAUGAUAGCUGGCAGGAUAAGUCCACCCUUAGCACUCCAAGAGGAUGGCACUGUGCUGUUUCCCUUGGGGAGAGGGUCUAUGUUAUGGGUGGGUCCCAACUGGGAGGUCGGGGUGAAAGGAUUGAUGUCCUCCCUGUUGAGUGCUACAAUCCUUAUGCUGGCCAGUGGAGCUAUGCUGCUCCCCUGCCAACUGGAGUGAGCACUGCAGGUGCUUCAACUCUUAAUGGGAAAAUUUACUUGGUGGGUGGCUGGAAUGAAAUAGAAAAGAAAUAUAAGAAGUGCAUUCAGUGCUAUAAUCCAGAUCUUAAUGAAUGGACUGAGGAAGAUGAGUUGCCUGAAGCCACAGUAGGAGUAUCUUGUUGUACCAUUGCCAUGCCCAAUAACAAAACAAGGGAAUCCAGAGCUAGCUCAGUAUCUUCUGUGCCAGUCAGUAUUUAAACAUUAUAAUUAGGUUUCAUCAAGAAUAAAUAAAAAACUUUUAUUUACACAGCUGUGUAGUUAACCCUUUAAGUAGCCUUCUCUGCUUAUGUGGGGGCAGGAAAUUGCCAUUGUAAAAAUUUUAAUUUUACAAAACUGGCCAAUUUUCAUGAUCUUUAAAAUGCAUGGUGUGAAACAACAUCUUUAAGAUACAGUGAAUGUACUUAGUGGGAAUAUAAUGUUGUGCCACAGUUAGAACAGAGACUCAGUCCUAUCCCUAACUUUGCCACUGACUUGCUGUGUUACUUUUGGCAAAUCACUUAACUUCUCUCUUCCUCAGUUUCCUCAUCUGUAAAAUGGGGAUAAUAAUCAACUAAUGUUUUUAAAGUGCUUUGAGACUCUGGCAUAAGAGGCACUAGGGAACAGCCAAGGAUUAUUAUUAAUAAAUCUCCAUAUAUUAGUAAUAUACCAUGGCAUCAUAAACUUGGUCACUUUUGUUCUCUUUAUAGAUUUUAUAUAUGGCAAAAGAUAUUUAACAACAAUUUACUGCACAUAUCAAGUAUGAAAUAUAUAUUUUUCCCUCUAGGUAGUGAUGUCCACAAACAAGUCUUCAAAACUCUAUUUGAAAUUAGAAGGGAGGUUUCCUUACUGCAUUGUGAUUUACAAUGUAGACAUUUAAUUUUUAUAGGUAAGUUUGUGACAGGGAUUUCAAGAGCCAAACUGCACAAAUACAGAAGCUUAUCUCCAUUAUGGGCCAGUCCUGAGGGCCUUGCACAGCUCAGGGCACCAGGCUCCUCUAUCCUCCUCCACACACGCACAAGUGAGCCUACACCUCCAGAAGGGGAGAUUCCACCUCUGUUACAUACUCACUGGAAAUCACUUCAUGGGGACUUUGCAAUGUACAAGGUCAGCAGAGGUGGAAGGGGCAGGCCCAUCAAUAGUCCUGCUUCUACAGGUUCCGACCUGCAGAAGGAGAGGAACAUAUUAUAAGUUAAUACACCCCAAGACUAUCUUCUGUGCUAUAAAAGAAACCCACCCUAGAGGUAUCCAGAGCUGCCACCCUAUUGAGAAUCCCAGGAAGCAGAACUCCUGCUUGGAGCCAGCCGUAGAUGCUGGUGUCAAAAGCAGAGUGGAUACAAAAAUCAUCUUGUCUGCUCAGUCCAACAUUUUCCCAUUGGAUUAAGGAAUAAGGAUUGAGUAAAGGCCGCAGGAUUUGGCCCAGAGCACAGAUAUAGGUGGGGAAUAGUGAGUUGUAAGGUAAAACUCUGGAUUGAAAUGGAAUAGGUUUUCCAGACUAUUAAUGCUGGGAUGUUUUGAUGCCUCCAUUACCAGUCACAGACACAGUAUCCCCAAAACUAAGCUUUUCCUGGCCUUACCUUUGUGUAUCAUAGAAGUGUAGGAUUGGAAAGGACCUCAAUAGGUCAUCUAGUCCAGUCCCCUGAAUUUAAGGCAGGGCUAAGUAUUAACUAGAUCAUUCCUGACACAGCUACUUGUGUUGCCUGGAACACAGCUCUUUUUAUAAUGUGACUUUUUAUUGCAUUUUGCCAAAGUCUUAGGGUGAAAUCUUGGCCCUGUGGAAGUCAAUGGAAGUAUUGCCAUGGCCUUCAGUGGGGCCUGGAUUUCAUCCUUACUCUCUAAGAAUUGCUAUCUUGGUUGCAGCACUGUGCAUGGGCAAUUAAGCAUGCAACUGCUGCCAAUUUUCAUUGCCAAUGGGACAUGCACACCCAAUUUCCUCUGCAAUGUGCCUAGAAUUGACAUCUAAAGAUCUGUUAUUAAUAAAGAUUUAUACACCCUUCAGCUGGGAGCAAAUAAGCAAUUAAAUGAACUACAAUGAUUAGGUAAGAACUCACUCAAAACUGGAAGAACUCACUCUUGUACAGAUUCAUACAGCCUUCACAUACAAUUUUCUCUGAAUACAAUGAACACCUCAAGGGGGCAGUGUCCAUUAGAAGGCAAAGUCAACCAGAAAGCAAUGUUUACUGGUCACCCAAGUGCUUUACCCCAAUCACAAAGGGAAUCCUUUCAAACUAUCUGGAAAUGCAGGCAUUCUUUGGCCAAGCAUUUGCAGCACUCUCAUAACCUGAGCAUUCUUUGGCAAGUACAGUUAUAUAUUAAGCAUCGGCAAUUAACAUGAUAUUGUGUCAGAAAUCUGAGUUACAUAAAAGUGACUCAUCCAGUCAACUGGGAUUAAACAGAGUUUUGCAUAGUCCGGUUUUCCAUUUGGUCUAAUAUAGUUAAGGAUCAUGACUACAUUUUAAGUAAUUCCUAAUCCCCACAUUUUAUUUUUGAGUAUUGUGCAUUAUUAGGAUAUACUGCAUUGUACUGACUUACAGUCAGAAGUCUUAUUACAGUAGCGUUAUCACUGUGUCAGUAUUGUAUAUAAUUUAGUUUGGCUAAUGUAAUUUAAUUUAAUUUAAAUACAAUUACAUUUACACUUUAUAUUGUAUAAUUUAAAUAAAUAAUUCAGAUCUGUAGUGAUUUAAUCCAACAUAAUGUAAAAUUGAGUGAGUUUAAUUUCAUUUUAAUAGAAAAAUGCUGUUCUUGCCCCCUUCAAUCAGCAGUAACAUUAUUUGAUUAUUUUGCUCUUCUCAUAUAAGAUCUUGGACACACAUUCCACAUGAAACCAUUUAAGUGGCCCUUUGUAAAAUCUUUUUGUCUGCUACAAUAAUUCUCUGUAAAGACUACAGUUAUCCUUUUGUUAAAAGUGGGCAUUUAGCACCCACACCAAUGCAUAUAACACAGACAUCUAUGCACUCAUGUUAGACCUAGAGGUCUGCUAGGUAUUUCUAAAACACGUAUCAUCAUAGUAGCACCUAGGUGGUAAAUAACUAAAAAUACAAAUAAAUAAUAAUUUUGGUGUCAAAUUGUGUUUGGGAGAAAAUUGUGCCACGUGAAAAAAAAAUUCACUCUCUUUUUUCUUUUAAAAAAAAUGAGGAGUCCUUGUGGCACCUUAGAGACUAACAGAUUUAUUUAGGCAUAAGCUUUCGUGCGCUAGAACCCACGUAAUCAGAUGUAUGAAGUAAAAAAUACAGGCUAUUCUUUUAGAAUAUCGAUUCCAAAUUGAUGUACAAUAAAAUGUAGUCCAUUUUUGCAAAGUUCUCUCUCAUGAGCAGAUACCCCCUAUAAACAAACAAUGAUCUACUUUCAUUUUGCAAAUGAAGUUAUUUAGGAACUAUGGGCUAAGCGUACUGGAAUUACUUUUAUGCUACUUGAAGGGUUAACCAUUUGGGGCCAAAUCCUGUUAAUCUAGCUCACACAAUUUUGAAUAAAGUAAACAGGAUUUGGCCCGAUAAGGCAAAUUCUGUCAGAAUAUUGUACAUAGGCGCCUGACAAAAUAAUUCAUGCCCAGAAGAUGGAACCCUAUCUCAGUUCUUAGUCUGCUUCCACCCUACCCGCAUACCCCCCACAAAUCCAUAAGAAGUGUUCUGAGGCCUGGGUCAAAGGACAUUGUACCAUCUCCCCAACCCAGCUAUGGUCCUUACAUUUACCCCACCCUUGUUCAAAUUAUAUGUGCUUCAGGCCAGAAUAACCAGUACAUGGGUGGGUGUGCAGGGGCAGUUGUUAUCAGCAUAGGAGUACACUGUACUGCUACUUUUGCAGAGUGUAUAUCUACACCUGCUUAGAGUGCAACAGCACACUGAACCUGGAUUUGACUCUUAGCAUGUGAAGGCGUAAGGCUGAACUUAAUUUAAUCUUGAUUACACCAAGUAUCUAUUAGUGCUUGAAUUGUGACAUUUUUAUAUAAUAUUCAUUAGAACUGUGAAAAAUGGUUUGUACAUUACACAUGGAACAAUUUUCUAUCGUUAUCCUGUAUGGUAUUUUUGAUCCCAAAAUAUUUAAUAGUAACAGCUAGGUUGAAACUGGAAAUGUAUAUUCCUAAAAGGGAUUUUAAAGAAUGUAGUUUAGGAAACAGAGUAUAGGAUAAAAUUAUUAAGAAUAAUACAGAUGAUCUUCCAUCUGAAUAAAAUACAGAUUGUUAAAUUAACACAUCAGAAUUUGAAUUUGCUUUAAUACUAUAGAAAUAAAAAAAAAAGUAAUUAAAGUAACCAGAUGAAUUUGAAACUUCUCUCUGCCUAUGUACUUAUAGAGUUCACAUGACUAGUAUCUGUGUGCCUCCCAAGAAUUUAAAAAU